CUCACAUUCGGGGUCGAGUGACCCUUUGUCAGGUCCGUGCAGAGAGAAGUUAGAAAGUGUGGGAAAGGAGCAGGGGACAGAAUGGAAGAUCCAUGUGAAACGUGCGUGAGAUGAGGGAUUCUCUGAAAAGUUUCCAAAUUGGAGCAGUUCAACUGGAAAAUGAUGCAGCGCUACAUAGGUUUGCAUGGAGUUUCACUGGAACAGGGUGGGAGCCCGGGUACUGAGAACUCACCGCCGGAGAGUUAAAAACUCUGCUCUGCAGUUGUAGACAGAAUGGACAGAGAGAGAGAGAGAGAGAAGUCAAAUGAUGAUGGAAUGCCAUGCACGGUAAUCUGAUGUAUUGAUCUGAUCCCGAUCUCCACGCAGUUUGAUGUCAGGAAGCUGAUUUACCAGGUCGUUGAUGAGCAGAUGCAUCUGAAGGAUCAUAUCUCUCCAUCUCUGGGUCAAGUGCAACACAAAACAACUCUCUGAAUUUGGAAAGGACGUCAAUAUCAUUUCUGAGGAUUUGCUCCAGUGCCCUUUUCAGAUACCUCCCGUCCUGAUAACAGCCUUUUGAGUUAUGUGUUAUUGAUAUCGCAAAUGCUUGAUGAUUUCAGUAAGAUUUGGACUGCAUAAAGAUCAACGAUGUGUUCAUUUGACAAUAACAUCUCAUGUGCCACUGUCAUUGGCCUUGCUUACAACAGCAACACAAGCUGUGACAUUGAUGCUGAAUUCAGAUACAUACUGUUUCCUAUUGUCUAUAGUCUCGUCUUCGUCCUAGGACUCGUUGGGAACUGCUAUGUGCUGUGGGUGUUUAACCGGAUGUCUCCUGCAAACAGCAUGACCGAGAUUAAAAUCUUCAUGGUGAAUCUGAGUGUGGCUGACCUCCUGUUUAUCUUGACGCUUCCUUUUUGGGUCGUGUACUACAGUACUAAAGGACACUGGAUCUUUAGAGAGAUCCCCUGCAGAGUGGCUGGCUGUCUAUUUUUUAUCAAUACCUACUGCUCCAUUGUGUUUCUAGCAGUGAUCAGUUAUAACAGAUACUGCGCUGUGGCACACCCCAUCGAGACAGUUCAGAAAAAUGGCAGGAAGAGAGGCAUUAUUAUAUCAACAAUUAUCUGGACUGUAAUCAUUGUCAGUGCAGCCCCCUUCCUUUUCCAAGAUGGAACCAACGAUGUUAAUGGUGUCAUUCGUUGCUUCGAAGGAUAUGAUAAGAAUUCAGCCUUGCCUGUGGUCAUCAUCCACUUUAUCUUGAUUGGAGCUUUCUUCAUUGCCUUUCUUAUAAUAAUCAUCUGCAACUUGCUCAUCCUAAACCUGCUAUCGACAAAAGCAGCCCAGCCGAGCAGGAGUGAGAAGGUAAAGAAGCAAGCUUUCCGCAUGGUGUGUGCUGUCAUCACCGUGUUCUGCAUCUGCUUUCUCCCCCAUCAUCUGGUCCACGGCCCCUGGACCCUCACUGUCCUGGGACUGUGGCGGGCAGAGGACUGUGUGUUCAGGCGGGCAGUGAAUGAUGCACACCAAAUCACGUUGUGUUUGAUGGGUCUGAACUGCAUUCUGGAUCCUAUCAUAUAUUGCUUUCUGACCAAGAAGUUCAGGAGAUUUUUGACACAACGUCUGAGUAAAUGGAAAAGUACCAGGAAGAGCAUUAGGACCAUUUCCACAGAAACCAAUAUAGAUGGAGACAUAGCUUUACAUAACAUGUGCAACUCAUGAAAUGUUGUCACAAAAACAGAAAUUGCUGGAGAGACUCAGCAGGUCUGGCAGCAUCUGUGGAGAGAAAUCAGAGUUAACUUUUUGGGUACAGUGACCCUUCUUCAGAACAUAAAAUGUAGUAAUUGAUAGGACCAAGAUAAUGUUGACUGUAUUUGACUUGUUGCACUUGUUUAUUGUUAUUUUUGAUAUCACUGUUGGUAAAGAUAUGCAUCAUAUUGUUUAAUAUAAUGAGAUAACGUCACACAAUGGGUAACAUAUUCAAUAAUGUUUUUGUAACCCUGCAUUUUAGCUUUCCACAACAAAAAUGCGCAUUUGCACAGCACUUUUGCAAGGUGUUUUACAGAGAGGUAGAAAAGGGACGAUAUGGAUGGAGUGGUUUCUAAAACCUUGUUCAAUCAGAUGGAUUUUGAGAACCUUUUCAAAGAUAGAAAGGAAUGUAGAGAGUUUCAAGGUCUCAAGGAGAGGGAGAAACUAUAGCAUCAAUGUGUCUGAACCCUCUAUAGCUGAGAUAAAGGGAAAGACAGGUUAACAAAAGGCAAGAGUCAAAGGAGCAAAAGGUGUAAGGGGGAAUGUGAGAAUAAAGCAGAAAGGGACGGUGUUGGAGAGGAUAGUGGAAUUUGAAGAUGAGGGUAGGAAUGCAGUGCACCAGAGGACAGGAAGUCAAUGUCUGCAAAUGUGACGUAAUUUAUGUCAAUGUACAAGUAGUUUAGUUUCGAACAGGGAAUUUUUUUGAAAGGCAAGAGGCCAUUAAAGAGAUCAUGGAGAAAUGAAGUCUGGAGAUAACAAAAAUGUGGAGAAGAAUUAG
This is a messenger RNA of Hemiscyllium ocellatum (epaulette shark), 2494 nucleotides long. It is a transcript of the gene ptafr, whose product is annotated as platelet-activating factor receptor. The transcript is spliced from 2 exons. Gene Ontology annotation, biological process: G protein-coupled receptor signaling pathway; chemotaxis. The record is from RefSeq and is a predicted model, not a curated record. Gene Ontology annotation, cellular component: membrane. NCBI's taxonomy places the organism in Eukaryota, Metazoa, Chordata, Chondrichthyes, Orectolobiformes, Hemiscylliidae. Gene Ontology annotation, molecular function: G protein-coupled purinergic nucleotide receptor activity; platelet activating factor receptor activity. Bases 625 to 1689 code for a protein of 354 amino acids.